Molecule: messenger RNA, 1560 nt
Organism: Caenorhabditis bovis
Lineage: Eukaryota; Metazoa; Nematoda; Chromadorea; Rhabditida; Rhabditidae
Source: the annotation of a GenBank genome assembly
AUGUCCGUGAAUGAUGAGCCUGAUGAGAAUAAUCAAAUUUUCUAUGACCCUGUCACUAUUCUUCGGCCGAUCUCAAGAGCUACUAAUGUGAAUUUGGAUCAGCUUAAUUUUGUCACAUGCCUUCUGGUGUCGUUCCCAUUGGGCUACUGGUUUCGAAAACAGUUUGAAGGGGCUCCGCGGACGACAAGAGCAGCGGUCUCAACAGGAUUGGGCCUUCUAUUGUGCUACUUUUGCUAUGGAAGAGCUAUUCUUCACCUUUUUGUGAAUAUUUUCGGAAGCUACGCUCUAAUGUUAGCUGUGAGCCCAAAAAUGGUCAACAAAGCGGUGUUCGCGUUCGCUAUGGGAUACCUGUUGUUCAUUCACUCAUACCGUUGGCUUUAUCAAAGAACCUAUUGCUUGGAUGUGACUGGCACAAUGAUGGUUGUUGUCGGCAAGAUAACCCUACUGGCAUCGGCAAUCCAUGACGGAAUGGGUCGUGAUCCGAAGGAGCUGAAUUCAGGCCAGAAGCGCGACGCUGUUCAAAUGGUUCCAAGCUUAUUGGAUUACACCUCGUACUGUUUCAAUUUUCAGAGCGUUAUUGUUGGUCCGAUGAGCCACUAUGCGGCGUGGUCAAAGUUCCUCGACGACGCCCACGUUCCAGUCGACCCGAAGACUGGCAAGAAGGCGAAUCCGUCGGCGACGGCAUUGAGAAAAUUCGAAAUUGCUCUUGGAUUUGCGGUGGUUUAUUCGGUUUUAGCGCCGAAACUGCCGAUGACAGUGACUUCCGAUCCCGAAUACAAUAAGCUGAACCUGGUGUUCUGGUGGUUCUGGCACGCUCUCGCCUCAAUGGUCCAUCGGCUUCCUUACUAUUUUGCGUGGACCAUUUCUGACGCGAUUUGUAACGUUUCCGGUUUUGGAUUUGACGGUUUCGACGCAAAUCAGGAAGCGAGGUGGUCGAAGACGACAAAUGUUUAUCCGUUUAGAGUUGAGCUUGGAAAGAACUAUAAGGAAAUGGUGGAUAAUUGGAAUGUUUGGACGGUCGCGUGGCUUCGUAGAGUCGUCUAUGAGCGAUUCGACGACAAAUACCGAACAUUUGCGGUUUAUAUAACCGGAGCAAUGUGGCACGGUUUGUCGAUUGGAUAUUAUAUGUCGUUUUUGACAAGCGCCUUGUUCACAUUGUCCGCAGCAACGUUCCGCCGGUGUGUUCGUCAUCGAUUCGUGGACAAUCCGACAUAUAAAUUGGGCUAUGAUAUUUUUGGAAUUCUAGUCUCAAAAUUCUGCAUUGGAUAUAUUCAUUAUCCAUUCUUUAUGAUGCAUUUCUGGCCGAGCAUUUUCAUGUACAAAAAAUUGCUCAUGGCUCCUCAUCUCAUCGCGCUGCUUAUUUAUUUGUACUUGCCGAUGGUGUUGACGCCUUUGAAAAAAGACCAAAGUGUUUCAACCAGCGAACAGGUUUGGCUCGUCGAAAUUUCGGUUUAUCACCUUCAUUUUACAGUCGUCUACACGACAGAGAACGCCAGAAUCGGACGUGUCGAAGCGGCGAUAAUGCCAUGUUUGAUUUUACCGACUUUAAUUGUUGGAUAG